AGAACGACACUGAUUGCCUCACAGGGCGGCUCUGUGACGUCAUGCUUGCUGUAUUUGCACGUCUCGGGUUUCAAGUGAUCCUGUAUCCUGAAGUCCUGUUGGCCAACGAAGCAGGCUCGGAGUGGACAGACGGCAGACCAGCUGAGGCACCAGCGGAGCAUUGGCUCAUGAAGAAGGGCUUAUGAAGAAUGAACGACAGCCACCAGGAACCGUCACCAGACGAACGGGAAACCGGCUUUGGGAGUCCUGCCCUGUCCAAUCAGAGAAGGAGGAUCAUCCACUUCUCCAGCGGUGAAACUCUGGAGCAGGAGGAGGAGGAGGAGGAGGAAGAGGAGCCGUCAUCAAACAGGCCUCCCUUCAGUGAACCUGCAGAGAGGACUAGAAUGUCGUUCAAGAAUGUGGCCCUUCUGGUUGGGAGGAUCUCCCUUCUGACCUGCGAUUUCCUUGGAGAGAGGCUAGCUGGCGCACUGGGACUGAAUGCGGCCAAAUACCAGUACGCCAUAGAUCAACAUCACCGCAACCACAAAGUAAAACAACCAGCAGCCAGACCCAGGACACCCAUGUCGGAGGCCAGGCAGAGACGAUCCACCUCCACCCCGGACUGGGUGGGGGUCAUUACGGAGCUACAGGAGAAGCAGGGCACCCUGCUGACUACCCGAGCUGUGAGGAGAAACACUUGGACACCAGUGAAGGACGUCACAACAGAGCCUACCAUGCAGAUGAGGAUUAAUUGAAAUAAAACGGAAAAAGCAAAGAUA
Cyclopterus lumpus (lumpfish) is the source of this 758-nucleotide messenger RNA. RefSeq names its product protein FAM177A1. Lineage: Eukaryota; Metazoa; Chordata; Actinopteri; Perciformes; Cyclopteridae. The record is from RefSeq and is a predicted model, not a curated record. The transcript is spliced from 5 exons. The coding region runs from base 189 to 734 and encodes 181 amino acids.